This is a messenger RNA of Varanus komodoensis (Komodo dragon), 1686 nucleotides long. RefSeq names its product calcium/calmodulin dependent protein kinase II inhibitor 1 (gene CAMK2N1). Gene Ontology annotation, molecular function: protein kinase binding; calcium-dependent protein kinase inhibitor activity. The coding region runs from base 13 to 252 and encodes 79 amino acids. Gene Ontology annotation, biological process: negative regulation of protein kinase activity. The record is from RefSeq and is a predicted model, not a curated record. The transcript is spliced from 2 exons. NCBI's taxonomy places the organism in Eukaryota, Metazoa, Chordata, Lepidosauria, Squamata, Varanidae.
GGGGCGGGAAGCAUGUCGGAGGUGCUGCCGUACAGCGAGGAGAAGAUCGGGCCCUACGGCGACGGCGCGGACGUGGGGCAGCUCUCCUUCACCUGCCGCCUGCAGGACACCAACAACUUCUACGCGGGGGGGCCGAGCAAGCGGCCCCCCAAGCUGGGGCAGAUCGGGCGGAGCAAGUGCGUUGUCAUUGAAGAUGACAGAAUUGAGGAUGUCCUCAAAAACAUUUCGGAAAAACCGCCUCCAGGAGUUUAAAUCACUUCAAAGAGACACUGAGUAAAAAGAGGGGAGAGAGAAAUAAUUUAUCCUUUAACACAUUUGUGGGCAAAAAAAAAAAAAUAAUAAUAAUAAGAAAAAAAAAGGAAAAACUGGAAAACAAAAUGCACUUUGAAGUUCUUCAUUGGCAGCCUGCAAUCUACUUUGCAAAAACCCACAAAUCGUAUCUUAAAGAGCAGGCUGAGGGAGAAGAAGAGAGGCAAAAAGGUGGUUUUAACUGUGAGCAAAAAAUAAAAUCAUCCCCAAACUAGAGGCACCACAUUUUUAAAAAAUCAUACUAAUUUGAAAUGUUCCCGUAAGAUGUCAUCAGUCUAACUUACGGCUGGUGCCUUUUCCCCUGGACAAUAAUGUGCAGUUUUCAAUCUGGAUUUUUAAAAGUUCUUUAAUGAACUGAGCAGCAGGUAAAAUUACAACUGUAUUUUCUCACCCCAGCAAGCAUUGCUGGAUCUCGUUGUUUUGCAUAAACACUUGUUUACAUGGUUAAACCUUGCAAAAACAAUUCAUAUAAUAUGAUCUGCAUUUCCACUUUUUUUUUUAAGUCUGUAUUCUUGGAUGUUGGGGAGAGCGGGAAAAGAAUGAUCUAUAAUUGUAAUUAUAAAUAAAUAUAUAUAUUUAAUUCUAGUUACCUUUUAAAAUCUCAGCAGAAUGUAUGGAAUCAAAACUUUUCUAAGGAAAGGAUUAUAUGGAUGAAGGAUUCUCUUGGUUUUAUUAUGAUUAAUAUUAGUAUUUUCGAAAAAAUAAAUCGUAAAGCUGUUGCAGCAUGCAGUUGCUCUCAAGUAAACAGAGAAAUUUAAUUUUAUAUGUGAAAUGGGAGAAAACUGAAAUACACGCAUCGCUUUUUCUAAUGAUCACUAGCAAGCAGACUGCACUGUGGGAAACAUCUGCUUUCUUUUUUACAAUAUCGUGACAGUUUAUUCUUUUUCACAGAGUGUAAUUCAAUAAGUAAAAAGACAAAAAAUAGCCACCACACCCCUUUCAUAGGAGUGCCAAAUACCUUGAAAUGCUAGGAAGCAUUUUUUCUUUUCUGUUUCUUUCUUAGUGAUCUUGAGUCCAUGUAAAGUUGCAUUUUUGUACCUGAACAAUUACCUUCUUUUAAGACUCUUUACUGACAUAUACCUGUAUUGAUAUGUAAACAUAUAUCUAUUGAUGGUCGACCUUUGGAAUCUUCUGAAGUUUGUUUCUUCGGUCCUCUUCUUGUUCUGGACCCAGUUUGAUUUUUUGUUUUGAUUUGUUUUUUGCACGAUGCACAACAGAGCAAAUGAAUUUUCUUUUUGCCUUUCUCUUUGCAUAAACUUUGGAAUGACCUUACAUCGCCAGUCUGUUUUCUUUUCCUUAUGCAUAUUCUGUAUGUUGCACUCUAAUUCCUCUACGCAGGGCUAUUUCUGCAAUGUAUAAUAAAAAGAACAGAAAAGA